Aspergillus mulundensis is the source of this 5376-nucleotide messenger RNA. RefSeq names its product putative Rho guanyl nucleotide exchange factor. The transcript has 3 exons. NCBI's taxonomy places the organism in Eukaryota, Fungi, Ascomycota, Eurotiomycetes, Eurotiales, Aspergillaceae. The record is from RefSeq and is a predicted model, not a curated record. The coding region runs from base 1 to 5376 and encodes 1791 amino acids. Gene Ontology annotation, molecular function: guanyl-nucleotide exchange factor activity.
AUGGCGAAUUACCACAAUGGCAAUCUUCCUUACGGGCAGCCGGGGAACCAGCAGCCCUAUGAUGCCUACACCCCUCCGUCCACCAACCCGCCGCUCCGACGAAUGCCAAGUUACAGCGCGGGGGACGACACGAGUCUCUUUGCUCCCCCAUCCACUCACUCGAGGGUCGCAGAGAACCAUAGAUAUCCCAAUCGUGCGAGCGUCGGCGAGCCUCCAGUAUCCUAUGGCCAGCGCGACGACUACGGCGAGCCUCGAUACGCUCAUAUCCCCUCGGCUACUUCGCCGCCUCGCGCCCGCGCCCAGUCCCAGUCCAGCUACCAAUACCAGUAUGGUUCAUUAGGACCGAUGUCGCCGACCCAGACCUCCUACAACCCCCAACAAUAUGCCCUACCUCCUACCUCGUCGCAUCAGCGUACCGGAUACAGCCCGCUGUCAUAUUCCUCCUCGAAUUCCUACGGCAACAGCAACAACAGCACCUCGCCAACCCAUCAGCCGUAUAACCCGGCCGCUUACCAAGCGACGAACAUUGGCAGCCUUGGGUCUCCCACAAUACAGCGUCAGUCGAGCAUGCUUUUCGCUCAGACGCCCCUCUCACCAAGCCCGUUUGGAUCAUCGCACCCUUCGUUACCUCCUCCGCCUCCACCGCGUGGACCUGAUCACCCUUACGGCGGCCGUCCCUCGCCACAAUAUCCGAGCGCAUCGCCAGGAGUCCAGUAUGGAUUUCCGCAGCACUCAUCCACCGCUUCAACGUAUAACAGUCUGGCCUCUCCAACUACACCGAGCAUGACCUACGCACCCGGUAGCGGAUCGCUCUCCGGCAUGGCAUCGUAUAACUCCCGUCCAUACGGCGGAGUUCCGGUCGCAUCGCACUUCUCCCAUCCUUCUCAUCUUUCGGAUCCCAACCGGACACCCUCGGUGGAUGAAGAGCCGCCCGAGCCGCCGGCGCACCUCUCCUCGGGGGAUACCUACGACAAAUCCUACAAUUCGGUGCACAUUCCAGCUCGGUCCCUUCCGACGCCUCCCGUUCACCAAUCUCAGUCGUCAAUGUCCCCCCGAAGAACGGAUACCCUGACGAGACAUCCACAGGCACGCCCCCUUCCAGGGCCUCCAGUCGAUUCAGAGUAUGGGUAUCUGAACGGCGGCGCACAAUCUGCGGAUCAAGCAUUGACCUACGAUGGCUUAGUCAGGGAAGUUGACGCCGCUAUCCCGGACAAACAGUGGACCAGUUAUCAGUCCGAUAGGCCGCUCCACAUUGACAUGAAUUCCCAGGACUCCGUUGAUCGACUGAACCUACCGGGAUCUGCGCAUCCUUCCUCGGAUUCUGUCCCCUCCCACCUUUCCCCUGACGAAAGACAUACCCAUACGAAUGGGAACAUGGCCACAGGUACCGGGCAGUAUGUGAACUACGAUGCCUACAGCGAUGAUAGUGACGCCGAAGCGGAGGCGGGCUUGGCGAUGCUGCGGAUGGCUGAUGAAGAGGAUCGCGCGCAGGCUGAGCGGCUGCAGGAACGAUCGCGCCAGGAGACCAAUGCCUCAAAUACGAGCUCCCUGGUUAAACGACCAUCAGUUACGGCUGCCUCACCAGUUCAAGUCACUCGUGCUGAAUGGUAUCCUGCUCAUAGUGGAAACAGCUCCUUAGGACAUUCCCCGUAUGACGACAGCGCUUUAGCCGCGAGCCCAUAUGGCAAUGAAGCCAGCUACGCCAGCCAUCAUCAAGUCGUCACUUCCGGUUCCCGUCACAGCUCUAAUGCAUCUCGCGAGGACCGCGCAGAGUACUCCGACGAUUAUGACUAUCCUCCGAUCGAAGAUGAUUACGCGUUCCAUCCAUUCCCCGAAUUGCCAUCAACUGCACGAGUUGAUGCCGCCGGCACGGGUGGUCUAUCCGAACCAAGCGCAUACAACCGACGGAUGAGUUUUGAUUAUGGUGAUGAAACAGAUGGCUCGUUAUCGCACCGCAGGCAGUCCCAUCAUUCAGGGAGUGAAGGCUCUCUUGUCGGCGAGGAACCUGGGGAUCUGUUCUUCCACCCUGGAAUGCGGCCCCUCCCUCCACCUCCAGAAGGACCUGCAGAUAACGCGACAUUAAUACCACACUUACUGCCGGCUGGCACAUAUCGACAAAUAGAGUCGGACUAUUCAUCUUCCUACGUCUCUGUUCCAACACCAGAUGCGUACGCAGUAGCCGCACCCAGUCCUACACAUUUUUCGCGGUCCACAUCUUUGACGAGCCAUCCAAUUGCACCACGUGCUGACCCACCAAUUAGGUCUAAGACCGAUGCAGACAGGGUGAAAUACAAGCAACAACAGGAGAUGCUGCGGCAGGGUGGCUCCAAGUUUGAUUCACCUCUGGACAUGGUAUCACCUGGCAUUCCCCUUGAUCUGCCUAUAAUACCCACCGGUCGCCGCAAGAAGUUCCAUCCGUCCAAGCUGUCGUCCGAGGACUUCCGACGCUGCGCAGAACCGUGGGCGCUCAGCUCCGUUUUGGCCUGGAUCCGAGAUCUGACAGAAGAUGAGAAUGACUUGAAAACACACGCCGUCAUCGAUGCCAUCGUCGCUCUGUUCACUCACAAAGUCCCAACUAUGAAUAUCGCUGACGCCGAGACACUUGCUGCACGUGUUGUUGAGAACAUGUUUGACCAAGGAGCCCUCAUUGAGGACGAGGAAUGGGUCAAGUUUGGCAACGGCAUGAUGUCCGGUGUGCUGUUCCAGAUCACCGGUACUGGGUGCUACUCCCCGUUGUUACAUGAGGAGGAGAAGGACGCCGAGGUUGUCGGACGCUGCUACUCGCAUCACUGUAUGCGGACGCUCAAGAAAGUGAAUUUGAGGGCGCAGGUCAUGGAGCCGCAGAAGAAGGCGGAAGACUGGGUGACUUUCUACAAGGUUACAAAAGAGAUGUUGGAGAUACACUCCAAGAAGGAAAUCGACCGACAGAACAAUUUACACGAGAUCGUUACUACUGAAGACUCCUUCAUAGGGCAACUUGAUGUUCUUCGAGAACUCUAUCGCGACCGACUGGCGACGGCUGAACCUUCCAUCAUCCCACCCAAACGCGCAAACAAGUUCCUCCACGAAGUCUUUGGCAGGGUCGAUGCGGUAAAGAGGGUAAAUGAGGAAUAUCUCCUUGCGCAGUUGAAGUAUCGGCAAAAAGAACAGGGUCCGUUUAUUGUUGGGUUCAGUGACAUUUUCCGAGAAUGGAUUCGCAAGGCAAAGGCCGUGUACACCAGCUAUGCAGAGACGUUCCCCCACGCAAACUACCUCAUUCGCAAAGAGGCCGAGAGGAAUGUUGUCUUCCGCCAGUUUCUCAGCACAGCUCGGGAUCAUAAGCUCUCCAAUCGUCUCAGUUGGGAUACCUUCCUGAAGGCUCCCAUCACCCGAAUUCAGCGAUAUACUCUGCUUCUGUCGACGGUUCAUCGCAACAUGCCGAAGGACUCCGAGGAGAAGGCCAACCUAGCACAGGCUAUCGAAGAGAUCAAGGUCGUCGCGUUGGAGUGCGACAACAAGGUCGGCGAAAUGAGCAAGAAGGUCGACCUGAGAGAGCUGGCUUCCAAGCUUCAACUUCGCCCAGAAAUGAGAAAGCGUGUGGAACUGAACCUGGACUUCUUGGGCCGGGAGGUCGUCUUCCGUGGUGACUUGCAGCGGCCGGGCUCCCGAACGCGUUUCUUGGUCGAUACGCAUGCCAUUCUCUUCGACCAUUUCCUCGUCUUGGCGAAACUAUCCAUUACCAGAGAUCCCGCCAAGCCAAUGAAAUACGAAGUAUACGAUGUAUCGAAGUUGCCUAUUCCGAUGGAUCUCUUGGUACUUGAGAGCACCCGAGAAGACCCAGUCGUGAAAUCUGCCGUCAGGGGAGUAGUUGCCGCUGGUCAAUCUCCUCAGCCUGGCGUUGUAGCCCAGGCUGGCAACGCCGAUAAGGGUCUCGUUCCUGCCACGGACUUGGGAUCUAAAGAUGACAAAGUGUUGUAUCCUUUCAAGGUCAAGCAUCUGGGUAUGAACGAAACUUAUGUCCUAUACGCACCCUCGGCGCAAAAUCGAAAGGACUGGUGUGAUAGGAUUACCGAAGCAAAGACGAAGCAUGCCGCGUCUUUGUAUGCUCAGAAUGCUGAGCCUUUCCGUCUGCGCGUUUUGGCCGACACUGCCUUUGCCAGCAACGACGCCUCUCCGCCGACGCACAGUGCUAUAAUCAAGGGGACGCCUCUGCAUCGCGCCGUCAAGGAAGUUGAAAAGCAGUACCCUGCGUCGGCUCGACCGAACCCCAUUUGUCGGGCGGCGGUCCAUUGUGCUACUGUCUUCGAACAACCUCCUGGACGCAAGAUGUGUGCAAUCGGGACUGACUACGGGGUUUACCUUUCCGAGUACAAUGAUCCCAGGGGAUGGUCUAGAGCAAUUGCCAUGGCCCGCGUGACGCAAAUCGCGGUCUUUGAAGAAUUCAACCUUUUCCUCUUGAUUGCCGACAAGUCCUUGAUUGCAUACCACCUUGACGUUGUCUGCCCAACGAGCGGCGUGCCUGCAUCAGCAUCCAACGAUUCAGCCCGGCGAGCACCACAGAAACUCUCUGGGAAUAGAGAAGUAGGCUUCUUUGCGGCCGGACACAUGAAAGACCGUACGCUGGUCAUGUACAAAAAGCGUGACGGCCUGUCGUCGACAUUCAAGAUUCUGGAGCCCGUCCUGCAAAAGUCGGCAACGAGUAGAGGUCGAUUCUUCAGCUCCCGCCGAUCCAACACCGAAUUCUUCCGCGAAUAUGACGAGUUCUACAUCCCCGCCGAGAGUUACGGGAUCAACUUGUUCCACUCCUCGCUCGCGAUCUCGACCCAGAAGGGAAUCGAGAUUCUCACCCUCGAUAAGAAGCAGACAUGGUCUGUCCCUGAAUUCCGCACCGAGGCUCAGGAGGCGCAGGCACAUCUCAGUGAGAUCGGGCGCCGCAUCACCGGUCUUCGGCCCCUGGGCAUGUUCCGCCUCAGUGACGCAGAGUUCCUGGUCACGUACACCGAGUGUGCGGUAUACGUCAACCAGCACGGCGAUGUAUCUCGCAGUGUCGUGCUGGAAUUUGUCGGUCGCGCCCACUCGGCCUGUCUUUACGGCAAGUUCCUGAUUCUCUUCAACGACGACUUUGUCGAGGUGCGAAACGCCAUGAACGGCCGGUUGCGCCAAGUCAUUCCUGGCCAUAAUGUGGUCUGCCUCGACGAUGGUAGUCGCCUUCCUGGCUCAGGGGUGAACAGUAUUCCCACCAGCUCGGGCGACACCGUCAACCUGUCGAGCGGCUCGUCCAAUGGAGCCUCACUGGCCAGCCAAGGCCGCACAGUCAAGAUCUGCAUGCAACAUCCUGACUACGCACGUAAUCUGAUUAUCCUUGAGCUCAUUGAAAACGAGGGCUCCAAGGAUUAA